Molecule: messenger RNA, 1889 nt
Organism: Lingula anatina
Lineage: Eukaryota; Metazoa; Brachiopoda; Lingulata; Lingulida; Lingulidae
Product: cytochrome P450 2H1
Source: RefSeq, a predicted model, not a curated record
AUGCCCAAGGUCGCGUACGGUCUCUUCGAGUAUUUUUCUACUGUCGGUCUGCCGACUGUUUUGAUAUUUGUGGCAGGGUUGUUGUUAAGUCUGUGGAUUCUGUCGUCGAGGAAUCCGCGGGUGAAAUGGCCGCCCGGGCCUCUCUGUUUCCCCGUGGUGGGAUGUCUCCCACAGCUGAUAAUCAGCGGAAGGAGAAGACAACCGACAGAUCUUCUUCCAUGGUAUGAUACAUACGGAGAUAUCAUGCACGUCAAAUUUGGUGAGCAGCAUGUGAUAAUGCUGGGGACUUAUGAGCUGAUCCAAGAGGCUUUCGUGAAGAAUGCAGCCACAGUCAGUGCUAGACCUACUUGGAUAUAUUUCCUAAGACAAACAGUUGGAAAGGGCGGGGCUGGAGUUAUAUUUAAAUCCGGGCAUGAAUGGAAAGAGUUGAGGAGAUUCACGCUCUCGUCUCUUCGAGAUCUCGGCCUCGGGAGAAAAAGUUUGCAAGAGAGAAUUCAGGACGAGGCUCGAUACUUGGUGCAAAACAUUGAAGAUGAAAAUGGAAAGGCUUUCUCUCCCAGUGACAGGAUUGGAAAAGCUGCCAGCAACAUUAUUUCUCUCAUUGUGUUUGGAGCUAGACAUGACUUUAAUGACACCCCAGAAUUGCUGCCAGUUUUGGAGGAGGCGUUGAAAUCUGGCGAAGGGAUACAGUUUUUUACUAACUUGGCUCGCUUUUUGAUGCCGAUGGAGAAGAUAAUGUCCCUUGUGGACAGGCUGUAUAGUUUGAUAAGACAGGAAGUGGACCGACACCGCCAGUCCUUUGAUCCAACUGACAUCCGGGACUUCAUUGACCUCUUCAUAAAGGUCACCCAAGAGGAGCAAGAUCCCGAGAUAUACACAGAAUGGAACGUAUUUCGCAUCAUCGUUGAUCUAUAUUUGGCUGGAACCGACACAACGGCUACCACCUUGAGAUGGUCCCUGGUUCAUAUGGUAAAUCAUCCGGACGUUCAGAAGAGGGUGCAGCAGGAAAUUGAUCAGGUCAUAGGUCAAGGUCGUGUUGCCAAGAUGGAGGACAAGGCCAGGAUGCCGUUCACGGAAGCAACCAUCUUGGAGGUCUUUCGUUUGUCCACAGUUGUUCCGAUGGGUGCGCCCCAUGCCACCAGUGAAACAACCAACUUGGCAGGAUACACCAUUCCCAAAGGCACCAUAAUAAUGGGAGAUUUGUACCCGGUUCUUCACGAUAAGAAUAACUUCGAGGAUCCUUACAAGCUCAAACCAGAAAGAUGGCUGGAUGAUGAUGGUAAAGUGAUCAAGUCGGACAAAAUGAUACCGUUUUCUAUGGGUCCCCGUAUUUGCUUGGGCAAGGGGCAUGCUGAAAUGGAAUCGUUCAUCUUCUUCACCACGUUGCUUCAGAAUUUUACCUUUAAGGUGCCAGAGGGCGAGAAACCACCUGAUGGAGUGGAAGGCCUCAACACGAUCUCUUUCACGCCAUACCCCUACGACGUGUGCGCCGUUAGACGCUAGAACGGAGAUACACUGUCACUGUCACUUGCACUUGGACAUUAAUAAUGGUAUCUGUAUAAAUACGUCUGACAAGACUGACGGUAUACAAAUUAAAAUACUCAGUUUAGUCUAGAAAUAGUUUACUGUACAUUGCCUUUUGGCAAAAGCGUUUGCCAGAAAUCGCAUUUAAUAAACUUUGUGCAGUUGCUUGCAAGUUGCAUUUUUAAGAAGGGUAAAUUAAAUGUAAAUGGUACAAAAUUGUGUGGCUGCGAUAUGCCUGUAACCUACACCAUCGCUUCCAAGUUUAAUAGACUUGGUCACAAAGUUUGUCCCACCUCUGUUUUUGUUUGGAAAUGAUCACCUCACACGUGUGAACAAUUUUGGACAGUGUAAUUUAUUAUCAAUAA